ACAAAAACACAAAUAAUAACACUCAUGAAAUAUUAUCAACAUGCAUAGAACGUGGGCCCGCGCCGAGCAAUCCAGCUCCUGCAAGGAGAGCCACGAAAUCUUUCCGCAGGAUAUUCCCCCACCUCGUCGCUUCUCAUUUGUUCCCACGUAUGAAAAAGAUGAACCAGCAAUGGGUUUAUUAUUGGGCUGGGAAUAUGGUCGCCUAUGGUUAAAGGAGCAUAAGGAGACUAUGAUUAAGCAGCUAAGUGAAGCGAAGCCACUUUUCAUUCAACCCGACUUUAUCUGGUGGGUGAAUAAGCGAGCCGCUGUUAUAGACCGCCGACAGAUCUUCUUGGAGAAAAAGGAGAACCCACAUGUCAAGAACUGUAACUUAACCGCAUUUGCCGCAGUAAAGUCUCAUCGCCAGCGGCGUCAUCUCGGCAAUACUUCUCUGAAUAAAACAGCCACAACCCCUCCUGGUUCAGCCACAGAAUCGGCAGGCUCACUUGCGAUGACUAACUUCGAGAAGGCUAAGAAAUGCAACUGUAAGGAUUGCAAGCAGAGACGCUGUGCGGCUGGCGGACAGACAAAGGAGCAAUUAAAUGCUAGAACUAAGUCCAUAUCAAUCCCUUGGUAUUGAAAUUUACUUCUGUUAAGAACACAUAAAUGUAUAUUAGAGAAUAAAGGGCUAGCAACCAAUAUACGUACAAAAUAUGUUAGCAUUCAGAAGCA
Messenger RNA from Drosophila grimshawi, 711 nucleotides. RefSeq lists its product as uncharacterized. NCBI's taxonomy places the organism in Eukaryota, Metazoa, Arthropoda, Insecta, Diptera, Drosophilidae. The coding region runs from base 41 to 619 and encodes 192 amino acids. The transcript has a single exon. The record is from RefSeq and is a predicted model, not a curated record.